This is a messenger RNA of Mercenaria mercenaria, 15790 nucleotides long. RefSeq lists its product as uncharacterized. Gene Ontology annotation, molecular function: chromatin insulator sequence binding. Gene Ontology annotation, biological process: regulation of transcription by RNA polymerase II. Bases 1685 to 7648 code for a protein of 1987 amino acids. The record is from RefSeq and is a predicted model, not a curated record. Gene Ontology annotation, cellular component: chromosome. Lineage: Eukaryota; Metazoa; Mollusca; Bivalvia; Venerida; Veneridae. The transcript is spliced from 5 exons.
AAAACAUUUAUUGUAAUGCAACGUAUCAUAUAAACUCACCUUGCAGAUAGAUUCAUUUUGAACUAAUCUUUAAAAAAAAAAUUGAAAUAUCAUGACUUUUUCUCCUAGGAUAACACCAAAAAAGAACAGCACUAAAUUUUACAAUUCUUUAUACCAACAUUCAAUAAAAGUUACCUGCCCAAGGGAUUCUUAGUUAAUCAAGUAAUAAAUUAUUUGGUUCUUUUAAUCUUCUGUAGUGUACCUAUUGCUUGUCUCACAACAGGAGAUUAUCCCAGACUGCAUGAUAAGAUCUUGUCUGCUUUAUAUUUAGAAACUCAUAACAAGAGAUCAACCAAUGAAAAUAAAGUCUGUGAACUACUUCUGGGGGCUGUAAUUGUACCCCAAAAAGUAAUCCUGGACUUUUUUCUGUUUAAUAUCAGGGUUAACUUCAAAAAUAAUAAGUAUGUAAGUGGAAUAAAAUCAACCUGUGGUACAAAAAUAUUUUUAACAUCCCAGAUGUAUCCUCCAAUAGCUGACUGUAAAUGACACAUUUGCCCAAGAAUAUAUCUAAAUUUCAAAUCUACAUAGGAAGUUCUUUGUUUGAGAGCAGGAUGGAGUUAUUUUACUGUGUUUACAUGCAGCUUGGAAGUUAUCAAUAACUAAAAGAAUACACCAGGAGUAUAUAAACAGCAUACAGUAUGAAUGAAUGAAUGGAGAUAAUUCAGUUUAGUGACCCAAUGUAUUGUGUUCAGAGAAGGCUCCAUCCAAGUUCCAACAAUUCAAAGAUAUGUUAAUGCAGUGAGGCAAAUGAUGGCUUUGUGGCGGUUAAUGAAAACUACAUGGUAUUUUAAACUGAUGGUGGCGAAGAGUGACAGAAAAUUUCUCAACCAAUAGUUACAUUUAGUUGAAAGUGAUGGUAUAAUCUUAUACCGACUAUACUGAAUUAUAACAAACAGUGGAAAACAUUGAUAUACUACAAUGACAGUGGAUCUCUAUAGAAACUGGUGACAUUUUAGCUCCAUAUUGUUUGUUCUAUUUUCUGUCACCUAGUUAAGAAAUGUCAAAAUUCAUAAGCAGUUUUGUUAUACUACAGACUAUUAUGAAAUUAUAAAUUAAGAUCUGACAUGCAUAAGUGUUUCUGAUUUUCAUUUCAGUCCAGUUCUGUCACCAACAAGUUUCCAUGGUAUUUCCACGGAUUUCCGCAGUUACUUGCCAUGGCAAGCCGUCUGAAUACUCCACGGAUUGCCAUGGCAUUUCGCUGGUUUCCACGGUUAUCUGUGGUGUACCAUGGAUAGCCAUGGAUUUCCAUGGAAAGCCAUGGAUUUCCAAAGAACCCUGUGGCAUUCCAUUGAAUUAAUGCAGUGAGGCAAAUGAUGGCUUUGUGGCGGUUAAUGAAAACUACAUGGUAUUUUAAACUGAUGGUGGCGAAGAGUGACAGAAAAUUUCUCAACCAAUAGUUACAUUUAGUUGAAAGUGAUGGUAUAAUCUUAUACCGACUAUACUGAAUUAUAACAAACAGUGGAAAACAUUGAUAUACUACAAUGACAGUGGAUCUCUAUAGAAACUGAUCUGGUGCAGCUGUUCUGUGCAUGCCCGGAAUGAUUAUCAAUUGGAGCGCACGGCAAAAUUACGCAUUUUUUUGCACGCAUUUAGUGUAUCAUAUGCAUAAUAUACUGACUAAAGGUUAUGAGAAAUAGAGUUCAACAUGUUUGCACCGUGCAAGGAAAGAAGGGUUAUAGCGUACCGAUCUAAAUAUGGCGCUGACUUUGUCGUUAUUUACAAGUGUGGGAACUGCCAGCGCUUUUUUCCAUCUUUGCAAACUAUUCACACACACUUUAAGGCCUGCGAUGAAGCUUUAAAUCCUCCAGCAUGCCCAGUUCAGUCUGUGUUACAAGAUUCUGCAGUUGAAACCACAGCAGAACCAUUAAAGGUAAACAUACCUCUGACAGAAUAUAAUUCUAAUGAAACAACAACAAAAUCAAUAGAUGCAAAUCGAACGCAUUCAAAUGAAAGCCAGUGUCAACAGGAAGACCCUUCCAUGGAAACAACUGGUACAGGACAGUCAAAGGGAAACCAGCUCCAACUGGAAAAUUCGUCUGCGGAAGUAGAAUUUAAAUCAAUUAGUGCUCUUAACGGAAACCCAGACAGCCCUUCUGAUGAAAUCACAAUCACAGGUUUAAAAAGUUUUUGCAGAGAUCAGAAUGAUCAAGAAGAAGACAUUUUAGUAAAUAAACAUGCAGAUUCAGAAGAAAAUUCAGAUACCUUUACAAGCAUAAAUGAUGUGAAGAAUAAACAAUUUGACAAUCAGUACAUCUCUGGUACAGGUUUCAGUGGAGAGUUUGACUAUGGAACUGUUUCUGAAGAAGACGACAAAGACAUAAUGGAUAUUGAUGAUUCAAAUGAUGAAGUCAGUGCAUUUUAUAAUUCAGAUAGUAGACUAAAUAGUAAAAAUUCAGAUGUGCAGUUUUCAUAUGCAUCACCUAAUAACUCAUUAUUAGGGUUGUCUGGGAAUCGAAAGCGGAAGUAUUUGGAUGAACAGAGAUGCAGUACUAGCUUUUCACCACCUGUCCCGAUCGCAGUUACCAUGGUUAACACCCAAAGUUCUGAAAAGUUCCCCAAAAAAGAUAACAAAAAAAUCGAUUUUGAACGUGAUGUGGAAGAGAAUGCAACCAAGGUUAUUGUGUUAGAACAAGAAUUAUUGAGAAAAGAAAUAACUGACCAAGAUCCUUGUACAUCAGAUUUGCCAUUCAGACAGUCUACCAUUGAAAACGUUAAUAAAAAUCAAACAAACUGUGUUGAGUGCUUUUUUGAAGAAGAUGAAACAAAAGCAGAUAUAAAUGACAUACCAAUAAAGCAGAGUGCUGAAACAGUUUCUAAAAAUAUUGAAAAUGCCAGUACUUGUGUGACCAAUGAAAUGACAGUAACUCCCUUAAAAUCUGGCUUGAAUGUCUCUGACUGCAAUGGCAGGGAUUUAAGAGUUAGUAGUGCUGGAAUUGAAAAUAUUGGCAUUGAAGUUCUGGAUCCGUCCAGUUCUAUCUUGCAUAUUAAGUGUGAAGAAACAGGAAAUUGGGCAGCAUCAGACGACAUCUUGUCAACAAACACAGGAAAGAAAGUGAUUUCAAACAGUGAGUUCAGUUGUGAUGAAGGAAAGAAAAAACUUCCUUUAGAAAGGUUUGUUGUAACAUUUUCUGAGAAAAGUACUAAAGAAAUGAAUGUCAAAACAGAUGAACAACCAAUGAGGCAUCAGACUAAAGCAUGUAACAAUGAAAAGAAGUCGAAAAACAAAACUGAUGUGGUAAGGCAGAACAAGCCUCGAGUAUUGAUCACUUACAAUGACAAAGAAAGUAUAGACCUUAAUCUAGAAUGCAGUGAUAAUGAUACUUGGCUUGAGAAUGAUCAGUUACCUACAACAUUUGAGGUUUCUGAUGAACAACAUAGUGUAGAAGAAUGUACAGGGAUAACUUCUGGAAGUCAAUUAGAGUUAAGAAAAAGAAAUAGCAGUCGUUAUCCACUUAACAAAGAUGCUUCUGAUACAUUUCAGUGCAAGUUAAAGCGUCUCUCUGUAUCUGUCGAACGACAUGAUUUAGCUUCAUUCGUGAAACAGAAUAGUGAAGAGUCUCCUUAUGCAACAGAAAAUAAAUUUUGUUUGAGUGAAAAUAUUGAUCAGUUUCAUAAAUGCAUUGGUUUGGAAGAACAAAAUGAACCAUAUAUGGGAAUAAGCCAACAUGUCAUUGCCAGUAAAGAAACAAUUACACAGUCAAUUUCAGAUGUUCAAAGAAAAGGUAACAAAUUUAAAUAUCACAGUGCUGAAAUACAUAAUGACAGUUUGAAUGAUGAAGACCCACGUAGAUGUACUAGAGGAAACACCUUUAGUGAAGAUGAUAAGUCGGAUGUAUAUCGUAGUAAUGAAAUCAAGAUUAAGGUAGAUACUACACCUGCAAGUUGUAGUGAAGAAAGUGAAAAUGAUGAAACAUGCUCUCAUAAAGGCUCUGUUGUGGAAGAUUUAUUAAAAGAAAGCACUACAGAUGAAGACAGCAAAUUGAUUAAAGACUGUAAAUAUUGCCAGAAAUGUGACACACAUUUCAGAACAAUGAGUUGUUACAUUAAUCAUUUGAUAUUAUUCCAUCAUCCUGCUUAUACCAGAAAAGACUUGACAUGGUGUCCAUGCUGUUCUCGCGAAUUGUAUAGUAGUUACUUUAACAGCCGGCUAAAAAGACACUUAAUUUUUGUGCACCAACUUGAUGAAAUGAAAUGCCUUAGAUGUGAACUGAAAUUUGAUACAUACAUCGAAUUGCGCAAACAUGUAAAUGUUUGCCGAGCAAAGUUUCGAAAACCUGCACCUGAAAGGGUACAGUGCAAAAAAUGUAAAGUUUUUCAUGUUUACAAACCGUCAAAAAACUCAGGCGAUGUGUUCAGAGACAUUGUCCAGACACUACCAGAUGACGAAGAAGUAGAUGUAUUAAAGAAAAAGAAUGAAAAGCUUGAAAGAAGUGUAGCAAGACAUAAUCAGAGUGUUAAUAUUCAGUGCAGACUCUGUAAGACUGAGUUUAAAAAUAGAAAAUGUGCUUUGAAUCAUGCAAUCAGUGCUCACAUGAAAGACACUUUGAAGACCAAAUGCAGUCUUUUCAGUAAAAAAAUUUCCACACGUCAUGUAUGCUGUCUAUGCAAUACAAAGCACAAGAUUAAAUUGUCACGAACGAAGAGGAAAUUGCGAAAAUUUUUUGUCGAAAAAAGAAAAAGUUCUUCAGAAGAGUUAAACUCAGUUGAUAAGAUGGUACUGGCCAUGAUUCGAAAUGGUCUGAUUAAGUACUUUGGUUAUAAGAAUGCAGAACAAGUUCUUUGUAGAAGGCAAGGAAGUCAUUUAUGUAAGGAAUGUAACAUUCAUGUUGGAGCAUUUCUAUGUGCUUUAAAUCAUAUGAUUGUUACUCAUUUCAGCCGUGUCUGUAUUGACAAUGCAACAAAAUCUCAAUUUUUUCAUAGAAAAGAAAUGAAGUGUACGAAAUGUCCCAACAACAAUCAUUUUUUCACAGUAUCUGACUUAGAUAGACUUAAGCAUUGUUUGGCCUCGGAAUCUGAUUAUAGAACUGAAUAUGCAGAAUAUGAUGACAGUACUGGUUGUGCAGAAUCUGAUGGCAGUACUGAUUGUGAGGACGAAUCAUCCAAAGAAGAUCGGUCAUCCCCUGCAUGUAACGAUUCUUUGGUCACCAAGAAACUACAAGAAAUAUUAGUCUGUGACACAUGGAAAAUUUCAUAUGAAUAUGACUGUAAAACAAAUGUUAAUGUUGUUGCUGCAAAAACAAAAGAAGAAAUAACCAAAGACAUGGAAUACCGAGUAGCAUAUGUAAAUGGAAACUUUGUAUGUCGCUUAUGCCAUUCAAAAUACAGUCAAUAUUCUUGCUGUAAAAGCCAUGUGUUUACGCAACAUUCAAUUUUUUUCACUUAUCCUCUUGGCUCAGAAGUGUUUACAUGCCCAGAAUGUAUGUUGAAUUUUUAUUCUUUACAUCUCAUUGAUGUUCAUCUUGAACAACACCACAACAUUUAUAAAUUCACAUGCAUAAAAUGUGACAAAAGAUUCAAUACAUACUAUGAGUAUCGUAGACAUGUUAAGCAUGGCAAAAGUUAUAUACAGACAAACUUUAAUGAAAAAGUGUCUUGUAAAGAGUGUAGACUCAUUCACAGUUGUACAGUGCAAAAUGGGGAGGAGGAAGUGAUUACUUCUUUAUCAUCUGAAAACGAAACUGUCCUCAAGAAUGUACGAACAGACCCAACAGUAUCUGUGGGCGACAGUAAACUUGGCUUUGAAAUAUCAGGCCUUUCAAAACAAGGAAGAGAUAGUUACUCAGACAUUGCCUUUGAUGGUCAACAGUUUGUUUGUUUAGUAUGUCUGAAACAGUUUGAGGAAUUAAGAUGUUGUUUCACACAUGUUGUAAUGUUGCACUACAAAAUCGCUGAACUAAUAUGCAAUAUAUGUCAGGAAACCAGCCGUCAAAAAUUGAAACACAUUUCUCACUUGAAGAAUAAUCACGGACUUGACGCUCACUACUGCCGUUUCUGCUACACAGGAUUUGAAGAUAUCGUUUUACGAGAUAAUCACAUGGAACGUUGCCAAAGUCAGACAAACAAAGUACAAAAUGUACCAGAUAAUGUCAAUGAGAAUCUGUGUCUCAAAUGUUACAGUGUCCAUAUACACAUGUCAGAAGGUGAUAUAAAAUCUUCAUGUGAUGAAUGCGAAUUAGGGUUUUCAGGUAUUGAAUGUGCUAAGAAUCACUUUUAUCAAAAUCAUUUUCCAAAAUGGGCCAUUCUAGCUUCUACUGUAAAUGUAUUCAGGUGUCCCUGUGGAAAAGAAGUUUUAACAAAAUCUGAAUUGAAUUUGCAUAUGAAAAAUGACCACAGUUUAAAACAAGACGGAAUAGAUCAAGGUGAAACAGUAUUAUCAGGUAGUGAUGAAAAAUCAGGAAAUUCUGUCAGUGAUAUUUAUUUCAAAAGGAAGGAAAACAAAUGUAUAGAAUGUGAACAAGUUCAUAUCAUAGCCUCGAAUAUUGGACAAAUAAAGAAGAGGAAAAAGAGGAAAGGAAUGGCAUCGUGUAGAACUUGUCAGAAACAAUUUUUUAGUCCUACAUGUUUGCAGAACCAUGUACUUACUGCUCAUACAAGUAUAUUCCAGCCACGACAAUGUGUCGGAUGUGACUUUCACUUUGCAGGGUCGGAGAUACUUAAACGGCAUCAAAAUGUAGACCUUACACAACACAAAGGGAAUGUGCAAGUAAAUGAUAUGGUUGUUUCCGAAACUUGUCGCAGAAAUGCUGCCCUUAAAGAAUGCAGUGAAUGUGAAGAAAUACAUCAGCAUCAGUUCUUGACAGAAGAAAAGCACAUUAAGACAGCAAAAUCUCCAAAAGCAAUCAGAGAGGAAAGGCAUAAAUAUGAAGAUGAUCAGAGGAAUUUAUAUAAAUGUCCCAUUAAGUCUUGCCGUUCUGUUUUUACAAGUCGCGAAGACGCGAAAGUGCAUCGUGCGUCUUUCCACGGAAAGAUGAAAGACAAAAAAGGAGUAUUAUGUAAGAUUUGCAAUAAGGAAACUGACAAAAGCAUGUUUUACUCCGAACAUUUGAAGCAAAUGCAUUGCAACUUUACAUUAGUUGAAGGGGAAAUGCUGGAUGAUUUUAAAAGGAAUUUUUCAUGUGUUUAUUGUGAAAAGACCUUUUCAUUUGCCUUGGAUGUACAGAUGCACCUUCGCUCAAAGCAUUUUGAAAAACAGCUUGUUGCCAGGAAACAUUACAAGCCUGAGCUGGAGGGAACCUUAGUAAGAGGAGUUCGCACCCUCCAUUGUCCAAUUUGUUUGAAAAUUGAUAACAGUUAUGUUCCAGAACAUAUGAAAAGAAUCCACUUUGAUGGUAUUUUAGGAAAAGAAAAGUCAAAAGAAGCCAUUUGUGACAUUUGCGGUAAGGUUUUUCAGACUAAGCUGCAUUUGAACGACCAUAAAGCUUCCCAUGCUGGCAUUCGAAAACAUAAAUGUACAAUUUGUGAAAAGUCUUUCACAUUUUUGUUCAAUCUAAAGACACAUUCUCUCGUGCAUAAAGAGAAAAGGGAAAAGUGCUCAGUAUGCGGGAUGAAAUUUACAUUACCCCAUCAUGUUAGAGCUCAUAUUCAAAGAAAACACCCAAAUCAUGUAUAAAUGACGUACUUGUGUAUAUUUCAAUGGAUCUGUGUUGCAUAUGAGAUUAUCAGCCACUAUGUAAUAUGAUAUUGAUUGAUGAUGCAUUUAUGUCCCUUCUUUGUUUUCUCAGUAUGCUAUACAGGUCCAAGAAAUGAAUUUUAGAGAAACUGUAUUUUUUAUCUUUUUAAUAUAAUGUGGGAUAUUGCUUGAUUUAUGAAUUUUUAUAAUACAGUGUAUAUAGGAUACAACUUCUUGUCUGAAUUUUUAGCUCACCUGUCACAAAGUGACAAGGUGAGCUUUUGUGAUCGUGCGGUGUCCGUCGUCCGUCCGUCCGUCCGUGUCCGUGCGUGCGUGCGUCCGUAAACUUUUGCUUGUGACCACUCUAGAUGUCACAUUUUUCAUGGGAUCUUUAUGAAAGUUGGUCAGAAUGUUCAUCUUGAUGAUAUCUAGGUCAAGUUCGAAACUGGGUCACGUGCCAUCAAAAACUAGGUCAGUAGGUCUAAAAAUAGAAAAACCUUGUGACCUCUCUAGAGGCCAUAUAUUUUACAAGAUCUUCAUGAAAAUUGGUCAGAAUGUUCACCUUGGUGAUAUCUAGGUCAAGUUCGAAACUGGGUCACGUGCCAUCAAAAACUAGGUCAGUAGGUCUAAAAAUAGAAAAACCUUGUGACCUCUCUAGAGGCCAUAUAUUUCACAAGAUCUUCAUGAAAAUUGGUCAGAAUGUUCACCUUGAUGAUAUCUAGGUCAAGUUCGAAACUGGGUCACGUGCCCUCAAAAACUAGGUCAGUAGGUCAAAUAAUAGAAAAACCUUGUGACCUCUCUAAAGGCCAUAUUUUUCAUGGGAUCUGUAUGAAAGUUGGUCUGAAUGUUCAUCUUGAUGAUAUAUAGGUCAAGUUCGAAACUGGGUUACGUGCGAUAAACAACUAGGUCAGUAGGUCUAAAAAUAGAAAAACCUUGUGACCUCUCUAGAGGCCAUAUAUUUCGUGAGAUCUUCAUGAAAAUUGGUCAGAAUGUUCACCUUGAUGAUAUCUAGGUCAGGUUCGAAAGUGGGUCACGUGCCUUCCAAAUCUAGAUCAGUAGGUCAAAUAACAGAAAAACCUUGUGACCUCUCUAGAGGCCAUAUUUUUCAUGGGAUCUGUAUGAAAGUUGGUCUGAAUGUUCAUCUUGAUGAUAUCUAGGUCAAGUUUGAAAGUGGGUCAUAUGCCGUCAAAAACUAGGUCAGUAGGUCAAAUAAUAGAAAAACCUUGUGACCUCUCUAAAGGCCAUAUUUUGCAUGGGAUCUGUAUGAAAAUUGGUCUGAAUGUUCAUCUUGAUGAUAUCUAGUUCAAGUUCGAAACAGGGUCAUGUGCGGUCAAAAACUAGGUCAGUAGGUCUAAAAAUAGAAAAACCGUGUGACCUCUCUAGAGGCCAUACUUGUGAAUGGAUCUCUAUAAAAAUUGGUCAGAAUGUUCACCUUGAUGAUAACUAGGUCAAAUUUGAAACUGGGUCACGUGCCUUAAAAAACUAGGUCAGUAGGUCAAAUAAUAAAAAAACCUUGUGACCUCUCUAGAGGCCAUACCGUUCAUGGGAUCUGUAUGAAAGUUGGUCUGAAUGUUCAUCUUGAUGAUAUCUAGUUCAGUUUUGAAACUGGGUCAACUGCGAUCAAAAACUAGGUCAGUAGGUCUAAAAUUAUUAAAAUCUUUUGACCUCUCUGGAGGCCAUAUUUUUCAAUGGAUCUUCAUGAAAAUUGAUCUGAAUGUUCACCUUGAUGAUAUCUAGGUCAGUUUUGAAACUGGGUUAUGUGCAGUCAAAAACUAGGCCAGUAGGUAUAAAAAUAGAAAAACCUUGUGACCUCUCUAGAGGCCAUAUUUUUCAUGAGAUCUUCAUGAAAAUUAGUGAGAAUGUUCACCUUGAUGGUAUCUAGGUAAAGUUUAAAACAGGAACACGUACCUUUGAAAACAAGGUCAAUAGGUCAAAUAAUAGAAAAACCUUGUGACCUCUCUAGAGACCAUAUUUUUCAGUGGAUCUUUAUGAAAAUUGGUCAGAAUUUUUAUCUUGAUAAUAUCUAGGUCAAGUUCAAGACUGGGUCACAUGAGCUCAAAAACUAGGUCACUGUGUCAGAUAAUAGAAAAAAUGACGUCAUACUCAAAACUGGUCAUAUGGGAAGAGGUGAGCGAUUCAGGACCAUCAUGGUCCUCUUGUUAUAAUAUGUAGGUCAAUUGUUUGAAUUUUUAGCUCGACUAUUCGAAUUCACACAAAUGUUAAAGUUUGUGUACCACCCCAAAUAUUUUCAAAGUCCAUUGAGAUAUUGCUUUCAUAUUUUGCAUACUUGUUUACCAUCAUGACCCCAUUCUGUAAACAGGAGCAGACAGCUCUGUCAAGCAUUUUGACUAAAGUAUGGCCCCUUUUCGACUUAGAAUAUGCUUAUUGUAAUGUUAAAUUUGCGUACCACCCCAGAUAUUUUCAAAGUCCAUUGAGAUAUUGCUUUCAUAUUUUGCCUACUUGUUUACCAUCAUGACCCCAGUUUGUAAACAUGAGCAGACAACUCUAUCAAGCACUUUUUAGCUCACCUGUCACAAAGUGACAAGGUGAGCUUUUGUGAUCGCGCGGUGUCCGUCGUCCGUCUGACCGUGCGUGCGUGCGUCCGUCCGUAAACUUUUGCUUGUGACCACUCUAGAGGUCACAUUUUUCACGGGAUCUUUAUGAAAGUUGGUCAGAAUGUUCACCUUGAUGGUAUCUAGGUCAAGUUCGAAACUGGGUCACGUGCCUUCAAAAACUAGGUCAGUAGGGCUAAAAAUAGAAAAACCUUGUGACCUCUCUAGAGGCCAUAUAUUUCACAAGAUCUUCAAGAAAAUUGGUCAGAACGUUCACCUUGAUGAUAUGUAAGUCAGGUUCGAAACUGGGUUACGUGCCAUCAAAAACUAGGUCAGUAGGUCAAAUAAUAGAAAAACCUUAUGACCUCUAGAGAGGCCAUAUAUUUCAUGAGAUCUUCAUGAAAAUUGGUCAGAAUGUUCACCUUGAUGAUAUCUAGGUCAAGUUCGAAAGUGGGUCACGUGCCUUCAAAAACUAGGUCAGUAGGUCAAAUAAUAGAAAAACCUUGUGACCUCUCUAGAGGCCAUAUUUUUCAUGGGAUCUGUAUGAAAAUUGGUCUGAAUGUUCAUCUUGAUGAUAUCUAGGUCAAGUUCGAAAGUGGGUCACGUGCCAUCAAAAACUAGGUCAGAAGGUCAAAUAAUAGAAAAACAUUGUGACCUCUCUAAAGGCCAUAUUUUUCAUGGGAUCUGUAUGAAAAUUGGUCUGAAUGUUCAUCUUGAUGAUAUCUAGGUCAAGUUCGAAAGAGGUUCAUGUACGGUCAAAAACUAGGUCAUUAGGUCUAAAAAUAGAAAAACCUUGUGACCUCUCUAGAGACCAUACUUGUGAAUGGAUCUCCAUAAAAAUUGGUCAGAAUGUUCACCUUGAUGAUAUCUAGGUCAAGUUUGAAACUGGGUCACGUGCCUUAAAAAACUAGGUCAGUAGGUCAAAUAAUAAAAAAACCUUGUGACCUCUCUAGAGGCCAUACUUUUCAUGGGAUCUGUAUGAAAGUUGGUCUGAAUGUUCAUCUUGAUGAUAUCUAGGUCAAGUUUGAAACUAGGUCAGUAGGUCUAAAAUUAUUAAAAUCUUUUGACCUCUCUAGAGACCAUAUUUUUCAAUGGAUCUUCAUGAAAAUUGGUCAGAAUUUUUAUCUUGAUAAUGUCUAGGUCAAGUUCGAAAGUGGGUCACAUGAGCUCAAAAACUAGGUCACUGUGUCAAAUAAUAGAAAAAAACGACGUCAUACUCAAAACUGGGUCAGGUGGGAAGAGGUGAGCGAUUCAGGACCAUCAUGGUCCUCUUGUUCUGAAUUAAGGCCCUUUUUCGACUUAGAAUAUGCUUAUUGUAAUAUUGAAGUUUUUCUCAUUGCUUAUAUUAUACUAUCAAGCACUGAGAAUAGUCGAGCGCGCUGUCCACUGACAACUCUUGUUAUCAAAUACAGGAUUGAGCCUACUGUCUGAAUUUUUAUAAUUAUAGGAUAGAGCUUACUGUCUGAAUUUUUAUAGACCUUACUGUCUAAAUUUUACGCUUGUCUGAACCAAGGGUUCAGGGUUAGCUAUUAGUAUAGACACAUGGUCCGUUGUAAGUUGUCAAAUUUACUUAGUGUUUACAAAUGUUACUUAAACAUCUUCACUGAAACUACUGGUCAGAAUUACACCAAACUGGCAAAUGUGUAAAUGCGCAAACUUUUCCUUGUGACAUCUCUAGAGGUCACAGUUUUCAUGGGAUCUUUAUGAAAGUUGGUCAGAAUGUUCACCUUGAUGAUAUCUAGGUCAAGUUAGAAACUAGGUCACGUUCGGCCAAAAACUAGGUCAGUAGGUCUAAAAAUAGAAAAACCUUGUGACCUCUCUAGAGUCCAUAUAUUUCACAAGAUCUUCAUGAAAAUUUGUCAGAAUGUUCACCUUGAUGAUAUCUAAGUCAGGUUCGAAACUGGGUUACGUGCCAUCAAAAACUAGGUCAGUAGGUCAAAUAAUAGAAAAACCUUGUGACCUCUAGAGAGGUCACAUUUUUCAUGGGAUCUGUAUGAAAGUUUGUCUGAAUAUUCAUCUUGAUGAUAUCUAGGUCAAGUUCGAAACUGGGUCAACUGCGGUCAAAAACUAGGUCAGUAGGUCUAAAAAUAGAAACACCUUUUGACCACUUUAGAGGCCAUAUUUUUCAAUGGAUGUUCAUGAAAAUUUGUCUGAAUGUUCACCAUGAUAAUAUCUAGAUAAUAUUUGAAACUGGGUCACGUGUGGUCAAAACUAGAUCAGUUGGUAUAAAAAUAGAAAAACAUUGUGACCUCUCUAGAGGCCAUACUCUUCAUAAGAUCUUCAUGAAAAUUGGUGAGAAUGUUCAUCUUGAUAAUAUCUAGGUCAGGUUCAAAACUGGGUCAUGUGCCUUCAAAAACUAGGUGAUUAGGUCAAAUAAUAGAAAAACCUUGUGACUUCCCUAGAAGCCAUAUUUUUCAAUGGAUCUUCAUGAAAAUUGGGUCAUGUGGAGAAGGUGAGCGAUUCAGGACCAUCAUGGUCCUCUUGUUAUCAAAAAGUAGUCUCUUUGUCCCAUUUAAGAGCCGCUAGAGCUGAAAAUAAAAAUACCUGUAAAUGACUUCUUUCCAUGAACCAUAUAUUGAAAUUACUUCUUCUGAUGAACUGAUUAAUCGAUGUUCAUGAAAUUUGGUCUGUAGCAUCAUUAUAAGGUUAAGGUUAUAAAUUGAUUAUUAAGGGUAAGGUAUAACAUCAUCCCUCAAAUUUGUCAACAACACCUUUCUAGAGCAACAAUCUACUUUGAAAAAUAUUGUUUAGAGAAAAAAAUCCAAGUUUAGGAAUUCUGUAAGAAUUUGACUCGUCUCUACAUCAAAUACAGUUUCAUAAGGCCAAUGGUCUUGGUUUUAAUUCUGAGAUCGAGGCUGUACUAUAGUAUAGUUAGCCUCUUGUCAAAGAUGCCUGGAUUUCGCGACAAGAGAGAUCUACUUGCUAUGCAGUCACGAAGUCACCGUAUUGUAUGAAGUCACAGGUUACCUACUGUUUGUAUUAACUUUGAAGGUAAAUGACGAACUGUUGUACUACUGUUAACUGUAAAUCUCGUCAACCAUUCAUAAAUGUUUUAGUAUCAGUCACAUAAUACAUUUACAAAAAAAUAAGAGAUAAUGUUACGAAAGCCAGUGGAUGGUUACACCUUCAUCCAUAGUCCAUUCUUGGUUUAUCACAGCCCAUAUUUCACAAUUCCGAAUUAUCCAUGAAUGCCCUAGAAAACUGAAUUGUGCUUAGACUACAGCUACUGUUACUUUCAAUGAUUUUGACUGAAGUGUGGCCCAAUUUUAACUUAAAAAUCCUGGUUAAGUUUUUCGUACCAGUUCAUAUUUUGUGUAAACUGUUUAACAUAUGGUUUUUGAAACUUUUAUCACUUUAAUCACUUUAAACAGUCUGUGUCUAUAGGAAUGAGCACAUAAAUCUAUCAGGUAUUUUGGCUUAAUUAUAGCCUUUUUGGACUUGCAAAUUGGUUCAGUUUUUGUAAAAGUCAAUGUUUUGUAAAAACUAUCUGACAUGUGGCUUUGAAACUUUGAAAAUUUGUUAAUCGUCAUGCACUCCAUCUGCAACUAUAGCAAAGAUAUUUGGCUGAAUUUGGACUUGAAAAUCAUUUCAGUUUUUCGUACAAGUCCACUUGUCUAAAAUGUUUUACAUAUGGCUUUGCAGGGGUCAAAUUUAGCAACAUUUUCUACUAUCUAAAAGUAGCUAGUGCACUUUUUGUUCACUAGGUAAAAUGAAAAACUACCAGCUAAUGUUAAACAAUAAUAUUUAAUUGCUUUAUUAAUAUUUUACUGGCCAAAACUUACUGUAAGCAGCCAGUCACAAAAAAAAUAAAUCUAUUAGCUUAAAAUAGUAAGUGCCAUUUUCAUCCACUUACAAACUAAAGUCAAAGCCUUCCAUGUUAACUUGAUGCAAGCUGCAAUCAUGCAUUAUAUUAGAGUUUUGUUGAACAAUAUAAUAUCAUUUAUAAACAUAAAAUGAUAGCAUUCUUUUCAUGAAGAAAAAUGUGCACCUGCAGAACAAACUUUAUUAAAGUUCUAAAGACAUUUGCUUGGUAUAUUAUUGACUAGCGAAAAUUAGCUAGUACAUUUUAAAGCCACUGGCUAUUCUCAAAUUACAGUACCAUUUAGCUUGUAUGCUUGUCUAAAUUUGAACACUGCUUUGAGACUGACCACUUGUUUACCAUCAUUGUCUCCAUAUGCAGGCAAACUGCAUAACUUAGACAUAUAUUUUGGAUCAGUAAUGGCCCUUUUUCAGUAUAGAAAUUAAUUAAGUUUCGUUUAACAUUCCAUAUUUUGUCUCAAUUGUUCGAUAUAUGGCUUUGAAGCUUUUAACACUUGCUUUCCAUCAUGGUUUUUAGCUCGACUGUUCAUAGAGUAGUAGAGCUAUUGGACUCGCCAAUGCGUCGGCGUCGGCGUCCCGAUUUGGUUAAGUUUUUGUAUGUAAGCUGGUAUCCCAGCAACCACUUGUGGGAAUGGAUUGAAACUUCACACACUUAUUCACUGUGAUAAACUGACCUACAUUGCACAGGUUUCAUAACUCUAUUUUGCUUUUUUACAAAAUUAUGCCCAUUUUUCGACUUAGAAAUUUUUGGUUAAGGUUUUGUAUGUAAGCUGGUAUCUCAGUAACCACUUGUGGGAAUGGAUUGAAACUUCACACACUUAUUUACUGUGAUAAACUGACUUACAUUGCAGAGGUUCCGUAACUUUGUUUUGCUUUUUUACAAAAUUAUGCCCCUUUUUCGACUUAGAAUUUUUUGACUAAGGUUUUGUGUGUAAGCUGGUAUCUCAGUAUUCACUAAUUGGAAUGGAUUGAAACUUCACACACUUGUUCACUGUCAUGAUCUGACAUGCACAAAGCAGGUCCCAUAACUUUAUUUUGCCUUUUUUCAAAAUUAUGCCCCUUUUUCAACAUAGAAAUUUUUGGUUAAGCUGGUAUCUCAGUAUCCACUAAUAGGAAAGGAUUGAAAUUGCACACACUUAUUCACUGUCAUGAUAUGACGAGCAAUGCAAAGGGUCAAUAACUCAACUUCGCAUUUUACAAAAUUAUGCCCCUUUUUCGACUUAGGAGUUUUUGGUUAAAUUCCUAUUAUGUAAGCUGGUAUCUUAGUACCCACUAAUGGGAAUGGAUUGAAACUUCACACACUUGUCUACUGUCAUGAGCUGAUAAGCACUAUGCAGGUCCCAUAACCCUAUUUUGCUUUUUUACCAAAUUAUGUCCCUUUUUCGACUUUCGUAUUCAUUCAGUCGACAAGGCUGUUGAAUAGUCGAGCAUUGCUGUCCUCCGACAGCUCUUGUUAUGUGUAGGCCAGAGUACACAACUUUUCUACUCGCAUUCUUUUUUAGCUAGACCAUUUAAAAAUAACUACGAAUCAAUACUUACAUCAAUUCUUCCAAUAUUCGAGUGCGCUGUCAACAGACAGCUCUAGUUUUGUUUCUCUUUCCUUCUUUGGUUUGACAGUAUGGUGGUUUUCUGUUGUCAUUUCCUGAUAACAUUAAUUUUAAUAUAAUUUUAAUUUUUAAUAGUAAUUUGGUCUUUCUGAUUUGUUACUUAAUGUUUAUACUAUAAAUGCAUGUUAUGAAAAUAAACACACCUGGCAUCCCCAGACAUUGUC